AUGGACAAGAAGCUGAGCGAGCACUUCUCUGCCUACGACGAGUACAGGAACUUCAACAACUGGCUCAGUGUCAUGAAUUUUAUUAGUCGGUUGCUCUUCAAGGGAUUGCUCGGCUUCAUGCUGAUCGCGCUGAUUUGGGAGUUUGAUUUUUUCGUCGUUCAUGAUCCUGGCACGAUCUCUACAUCUAGACAACUGGAAGCUAAGCGAGAUCUCGUCGCUGGUGUCGUCUACGGCACCGACUUCUUCACGUUUAAGGAAAUUCAAUUUCAGAAACUUCAGAGAUUGCUAGAUGGGUGCCAUCCUGAUUUUGAUAAUGAUCAUCUGUGUUCUGUAAAUAAUCAUGACCUGCUUCUUGAAAUGAGUACUCCAAGUGCUGACCUUCAUCUACUUCCUGAGACAGGAGUGGAAAACAUAAGGACACCUAAAAGUCUUCACGCUGAACUUAAGCGUGAACUGUCAAAGCUAAAUACGGUGUUAAAGCUACCAGAUAAUGUACUCUUUCUGGCCAACCAGUUCAUUGAAUAUCUUUUACAUAAUCAUUUAGUUGUGCGGGAGCCACGGAGCAUACUGCAUGCGUUCAACAUAGCCUUGUGUUGGCGUGCUGCUUCUUUUCUGAAAUACACUGAGUUGGAUCAUCGAGAAUCAGUUGCCCUUGCUUCAGAUGGAUUGAAUUAUGAAUGCAAUGAGGCUCCAUCAUAGGCAGGCUUAUAGGUUCGUAGUAUUGUUAGGACAUGCAUCUUACUAUAACAAUAUAAGACACAUUUUGUAUAUAUAACACAUGUGCAUAUAUAAGUUAUCAAGAUAUUAUAUGUCUCUGUUGCAACGCACGGGCACUGACCUAUAAAAGUAUAACACACAUUUGUACAUAGUU
Molecule: messenger RNA, 871 nt
Organism: Zea mays
Lineage: Eukaryota; Viridiplantae; Streptophyta; Magnoliopsida; Poales; Poaceae
Exons: 8
Coding region: 1-699 (232 amino acids)
Biological process (GO): heterochromatin formation
Source: RefSeq, a predicted model, not a curated record